ACAAAGGUUUCCGACAUCGAGUCGGUGGCGCGUGCGGUUCUACCAAAGUUCUAUGCACAUGACUUGCACGUGGAGACUUGGAGGGUAUUUUCGUCAUGUGGAAAACGGUGCGUUUUAACAGCAAACCCAAGAAUCAUGGUAGAACCAUUUCUGAAGGAGUUCUUAGGCGCUGACGUAGUCAUCGGAACUGAAAUUCACACAAUCGGCCGGCGAGCCACCGGCCUGAUUCAAAGUCCUGGAAUCAUUGUGGGAAAAAACAAGGCUACGGCGGUGGGGGAAAUCCCAACGCCGGAUAUUGGGAUCGGUGACCGGAAAACUGAUUACCCCUUUAUGAAGCUCUGCAAAGAGGGGUAUGUGGUUCCGGCGAAGCAGGAGGUUAAGCCGGUCACCGUCGAUAAAUUGCCUAAACCAAUCGUGUUCCACGAUGGGCGACUGGUUCAAAAGCCGACGCCGUUAAUGGCGAUGGUUUUAGUUCUAUGGAUUCCAGUCGGGUUUGUUCUUGCUUGCUUGCGGAUUGCUGCCGGUUCUCUCCUCCCGAUGCCGAUUGUGUACUAUGCCUUUUGGGCUCUUGGCGUUCGGGUCAAAAUCAACGGUACACCACCACCUCCGGCGAAGAAAUCCACCGGCCAAACCGGCGUCCUCUUCAUUUGUUCUCAUCGAACCCUUCUCGAUCCAAUCUUCCUCUCAACCGCUCUCGGCCGUCCAAUCCCCGCCGUGACAUACUCAAUCUCCCGCCUCUCGGAGAUCAUUUCUCCCAUCAAAACCGUCCGCCUGAGUCGCGACCGAGCGGCCGACGCCGCAAUGAUCAAGAACUUACUCCAAGAAGGCGACUUAGCAAUUUGCCCAGAAGGGACGACAUGUCGGGAGCCAUUCCUGCUCCGAUUCUCAGCAUUGUUCGCAGAGCUAACAGACGAGAUCGUUCCAGUGGCGAUGUCGAACCGAAUGAGCAUGUUCCACGGGACGACAGCGAGAGGGUGGAAAGGGAUGGACCCGUUUUACUUCUUCAUGAACCCAAGUCCGGUCUACGAAGUGACG
Messenger RNA from Cucurbita pepo subsp. pepo (vegetable marrow), 1035 nucleotides. The record is from RefSeq and is a predicted model, not a curated record. NCBI's taxonomy places the organism in Eukaryota, Viridiplantae, Streptophyta, Magnoliopsida, Cucurbitales, Cucurbitaceae.